CGACGGAUUAGGCAUAGAAGGAAGAGCGCCAGCCCGUGGCAUUCAUGAGGUUCCCGGAUAACUUGCUCCACCCACGGGCGCCUCACUAUCUCGACUUGUACAACCACCACACCACCAGCUUCAUCCACCACCACCACCACCCAAACACAACCCCUCCUUCACCUUCAGUAUCACCGCCUGGUGCGCUCCUGUACAUUGCACUUCGCCAACCAACCUUCUUUUGAAUUGAGACCGUCUCUCGUUUUUCAGCUCGCUUUAUCACCCAGUUCCGAUCCGUGUUAUCUCUCAUCCCCAGCCAACGUCACA
Aspergillus aculeatinus CBS 121060 is the source of this 306-nucleotide messenger RNA. RefSeq lists its product as uncharacterized. NCBI's taxonomy places the organism in Eukaryota, Fungi, Ascomycota, Eurotiomycetes, Eurotiales, Aspergillaceae. Bases 45 to 224 code for a protein of 59 amino acids. The transcript has a single exon. The record is from RefSeq and is a predicted model, not a curated record.